AUGUCUGUAACUCCCAGCCACAACCCCAGUACCAACCCUCAUUACUCCUGCAACCCAAUCCCCAAACACCUUAAUCCCCUGAACCAACCCAUCCCCAUCCCCAUCCCCAUCCCCAUCCCCAUCCCCAUCCCCAUCCCCAUCCCCAUCCCCAUCCCCAUCCCCAUCCCCAUCCCCAUCCCCAUCCCCAUCCCCAUCCCCAUCCCCAUCCCCAUCCCCAUCCCCAUCCCCAUCCCCAUCCCCAUCCCCAUCCCCAUCCCCAUCCGCGAACCCCUCUCACCAUCAGCAGCAGACGGGGUUUGCGCACAGGCGGAAGCGCAGCAGGCGGAAUUUGCGCACAGGCGGAAGCGCAGCAGGCGGGAUUUGCGCACAGGCGGAAGCGCAGCAGGCGGGGUUUGCGCACAGGCGGAAGCGCAGCAGGCGGGGUUUGUCCAAGGGCGGAAGCAGCACCUGCAGGAACUUGGGAAUGUGUCGCACGUAUUGCGGGCCCUUGCGCGCGCUUCCCCCCGCCGUACCGCCUCCGCGAAAACUCAUGCUUGUGAGGUUGAGGAAAGCAGAAGAGUCGGAAGGGGCGAAAGUGGCGGAAGGGGCGGAAGCGGCGGAAGAGGCGAAAAAGAAGGAAACGGACAGGCUACAAGCUAA
Messenger RNA from Closterium sp. Yama58-4, 639 nucleotides. The record is from the annotation of a GenBank genome assembly. NCBI's taxonomy places the organism in Eukaryota, Viridiplantae, Streptophyta, Zygnematophyceae, Desmidiales, Closteriaceae.